UUUUUUUCAGAUUGCUGCCAUGUCUACCCUUUGCGAACUGCAGUCUUGGCUCAUCUACCAUUGGUUGCCUAUGGAUAAUAUCCACUGAUUCGUGCACCUUAUAAUAACUUUAUUAUUUACACAAAAGCUCAGAGGAACGACUACAAAUGGUCAUGUCGGAGGGCUUCAAAUCCCGUGACAUCGGCCUCCGGGCCCAGAAGAAGAUCCUGAGCCGGAUGGCGAACAAGAACGUCGCCAAGAUGUUCAUCGACGACACCACCGCCAGCCUUCUCGACAACCUGUACCGAAUGGCGAAGCAAUACACCGACAACAAGAAGGAAUCCGAGAAGCUGAUCAAGAACAUCAUUAAGGUGGUGAUCAAGAUUGGUGUUCUAUACAGGAACGGACAGUUCAACAAUGAAGAGAUCAGGAUUGCUGAGAAGUUCAAGCACAAGUUCCACUCUGCAGCUAUGGCGGUGAUCAGCUUCCAUGAGGUUGAGUUCAGCUACGAUAGGCCGUACCUGCUCAAUGCCCUCAACGAGUCACAUAGCUGCCUCAGAAAGGUGGUCUCACGACACCUCACAGACAAGUCCCUCCAGCGCAUCGACUCUGUCUUUGGAUUCUUCGACAACCCGCAGUUCCUCGACGCGGUCUUCAAACCUUCAUCUGAUUACAAGGAGGUGCUCGGCCGGCUUGUGUCCGAUAUAAACAAAGCGAUGGACGAAGGAGGCAUGUAAACCUGCAGAAGCCCUGUUGUUAGGAACAACUCGGAGCCAUGAAUACUUGCAGAUACAAUGCACUUAUUUUUCACCACUCUAAAGAGAAAAGUGAUCGCAAUACCAUUUUGUUUUACUCAUUGUUAAAAAGCGAUGCCAUAUAUUGCAAUAAAAGCUUGUACUUUGCACAGAAUGUCAUUAACAAUGCCUGAAGUUCAAGCAAAUUUUCAAAAUACCAAAGAUGAUGUAUUUUAUAAAAGCAAUCACGUUUUUAUUGACAUUUGCACUUUGUUGUACUAAUUUGUUUUCCUCAUUGUACUUGGAAAAAAAUUGUGUUACUAUUAACAUUUUGUGAUUUAUUUAUUUAUUUAUUUAUAUUUAUCUUCUUUUUUUGUUGCUAGUAUCAAAAGUUGUACUGUCAAUGGAUGUGUUAAUUCCCCUAAUGUGGGCCCAAUUGAUUGGAGAAAGUUUGUUUUUAACAUUUCUUAUGUAAAUAAAAUGGACAGAAGUUUAUUGAUGUAAAUAAUUUUUUUUUUUUUUUACUCGGUUAGUCCAAAUUUUAGCUGGUGACAAAGAAGCUACUAAACAAGGGUACAAAAUUCAUAUAUAACUAUCAUGAAAAGACACAACACAAAUUGUGUACAUAACAUAGCAUGUGUACCAAAAUUUGUAGAGUUAGUUAGGUGUUGGGUGUUGUCUUAAAAAUGUGUAGUCAUUGUGUUCAAGUUCAAAAUAAGUGAGUCAAUAAAUGUUAAUUAAGUGCCUUGCAUGGUUUUAAACAUAUAUAUAUAUAUAUAAAACAGUGGUCUCAUAUCAUAAUAUUAGUGAAAUUUACACAAUUAUUUCUCUUAAUAAAUAAUCGCAGUACCCUGUAAUAUAAGGAUUCAAUAGCUAAGACGGUAUAGUCUUUUUUUGAUAUUGAUGCUCUAUUCAGGAAUACCUCAAAAACUGGCUUUUAAUAUACAUAUUUUGGACAUCUUGAACAUUUAAACAUAAAACAUCUUUUCUUUUUUUUAUAUUAAAUUAGGUGUUUUUCAUGAUAUUUUUAAAAUAUUUUCCAGUUCUUGAACAUAAUAUGAGCAAUGCUACAAUUGAAAUAAUCUUGCAACACGUUUUUAGAAUGAUCAUUAUACUGCUAAGAAAAUUAUUUAUAUGAUUUUUUUAAUGUUAACAUUAUUUUGAAACUUUGUGUGACCCAUGCUGAUAGGAAUGUAAAAAAUUCCUGAAAGGUUAAAUUUCACCAUGCAAUCAAUUCAUUUUUCAGGGAUUCUUUAAAAAAUGAAUAUCGGUUAGGCAGAGAAAUUAGAUAGUUGUAGUUAUAGACUAAUAAAAUCUGAGAGAAGUUUGCUGUAAAAUAUGUUAUUGAUGUUAAACAUAAUUGGUGUUAAAUGUACCCCAACAAUUAUUUUCCUCAAUAAGACAUAAAAAUUGACUAAGUCAACUAUUUUCUUAAUUUCUUAUAGUUACCAGAAUUGUUAUUUUCAUUCUAUUUGUCAGCAGAAAUUAUAAAUUUCAUCAUUUUCACUCCAAACAGUUUUAAAACCAAUUUUUCCUUUGUUUUUGAAGAAUGAAAUGAAAAAGUAGUCAGGAAGAAUUCAAAUCAGUGGUAAUAGUAGUUGGGCAAUUUGAAGUCUAGCUUUUAAGUCUUUAUCAAAUGUAAAAUGAGUGAUGCAAAUUAUGAUAGGAUUGAUGAUAGCAAUAUUUUAUAUUGUUCUUUCUGCAUAUCAUUUCUAUUUGUACUUUGAAUACUCUCAAAAUAAAGUUUGUAAUAACAAUAAAUUGUAACUUGCAAAUAAAUGCAUAUAAAUACUU
Messenger RNA from Cimex lectularius (bed bug), 2507 nucleotides. RefSeq names its product tumor necrosis factor alpha-induced protein 8-like protein (gene sigmar). Gene Ontology annotation, cellular component: cytoplasm. The record is from RefSeq and is a predicted model, not a curated record. The coding region runs from base 147 to 716 and encodes 189 amino acids. Gene Ontology annotation, biological process: regulation of apoptotic process. The transcript has 4 exons. Lineage: Eukaryota; Metazoa; Arthropoda; Insecta; Hemiptera; Cimicidae.